Plasmodium reichenowi is the source of this 411-nucleotide messenger RNA. RefSeq names its product histone H3, putative. NCBI's taxonomy places the organism in Eukaryota, Apicomplexa, Aconoidasida, Haemosporida, Plasmodiidae. The record is from RefSeq and is a predicted model, not a curated record. Gene Ontology annotation, cellular component: nucleosome. The coding region runs from base 1 to 411 and encodes 136 amino acids. Gene Ontology annotation, molecular function: structural constituent of chromatin; protein heterodimerization activity; DNA binding. The transcript has a single exon.
AUGGCAAGAACUAAACAAACAGCUAGAAAAUCAACUGCUGGUAAAGCCCCAAGGAAGCAAUUAGCUUCAAAAGCAGCAAGGAAAUCAGCUCCAAUCUCUGCUGGUAUUAAAAAGCCACACAGAUAUAGACCAGGAACUGUAGCUUUAAGAGAAAUUAGAAGAUAUCAAAAAUCUACUGAUCUUUUAAUAAGAAAAUUACCAUUCCAAAGAUUAGUAAGAGAAAUUGCUCAAGAUUAUAAAACUGACUUAAGAUUCCAAUCUUCAGCAGUAAUGGCCCUUCAAGAAGCUGCAGAAGCUUACUUAGUUGGUCUUUUUGAAGAUACCAACUUAUGUGCCAUUCACGCAAAAAGAGUUACCAUUAUGCCAAAAGAUAUCCAAUUAGCCAGACGUAUUCGUGGAGAAAGAUCUUAA